Molecule: messenger RNA, 351 nt
Organism: Glycine soja
Lineage: Eukaryota; Viridiplantae; Streptophyta; Magnoliopsida; Fabales; Fabaceae
Exons: 1
Coding region: 1-351 (116 amino acids)
Source: RefSeq, a predicted model, not a curated record
AUGAAGAAAUUGAAGUUCUUCAAUGAUAUCUCCUUCCACUACAUUCCCAGAAAGGAGAAUCAAAUGGCUGAUGCACUUGCCACUAUAGCAUCCAUGUUUCAGCUGACUAUGCAUGGAGACUUGCUGUACAUCGAGUUCAAAUGUUGCGGCAAGCCCGCACAUUGUUGCUUGAUAGAAGAGGAGCAAGAUGGUAAACUGUGGUACUUCGAUAUUAAGCGAUACAUCGAGGACAAGGAGUACCCACGAGAGGCUUCCGACAAUGACAAAAGAACGUUGCGAAGAUUAGCAGUUGGCUUCUUUUUAAGUGGAGGUAUCAUGUACAAGCGAAAUCAUGAUAUGGUCUUGCUCUGA